Messenger RNA from Xylaria bambusicola, 1521 nucleotides. RefSeq lists its product as uncharacterized. Lineage: Eukaryota; Fungi; Ascomycota; Sordariomycetes; Xylariales; Xylariaceae. Bases 302 to 1186 code for a protein of 294 amino acids. The record is from RefSeq and is a predicted model, not a curated record. The transcript has a single exon.
GUGCUUCUUCUUCUUCUAAGACACACAAUAUGUACCAUUCUGGCCAUGAGUGCGACCACGGCCAAAAAGCCAACAACCAACAGAUCUGAUCUGUCCGAAAGUAGACGAACUCUAUUCAAACAGAACCAUGUAGAACGCAGUCGAGAGCUUAUAAGUAGAAUGGCUCUCUUUCCAAUCUAGCCAUGUGCUGCACUAUCACCACAGCCAUUCUCUCUUCAUUCAAUUCACAGAUUACUACAUAUCGUGCAUCCGCGUGUGCGCUUCGUGUCUAUGACUGUAAUCAGAAGCUAGCAGCAUCAAAAUGACACCUCAACCCCUCACAGCCCCAACCGCAUUCCUCUAUUUCCCCAGACUGCCCACCGAGCUCCGUCUGAAUAUCUGGGAAGAGACCUGGCCAGAGCCCCGCAUUCUCGAGCUUACGCUCAGCGAAUUCGACGACGACAACGACGACGGCGACGACGACGACAGCGACUCCAGCGCGGGCUGGCAUCUCAACUAUAAUGAAAAGAUAUCGAUUCGCCCGACAUGCCGGGUAUCCACGUGGAUCGAGAAGUUCCGGGUGGAUAACGACAUCAUUAGUUGUCGCGAUAUCAACGACGAAAAGCCCAUCGAGACCUACCACCAUGCAGUGGCCCUGUCCGUGUGCCACGAGGCCCGCAUCCACACCCUCCGCCACGCGGUGAAAGUACCGCACCCAACCCUUCCGCGCCGUUCAUUCUUCUUUCAUCCUGCUGUCGAUAUUCUCUGGCUUAGUGAGGACGCUGUCGACCAGCUUGAGUGGCCGCACUCCUUCGAGUCGUGUGGCGGACUGCUAGCGUCUAUCUCGCGAGUACUAAUCGAGGAGACAAAUAUGGAUGAGCAGCACCUGUUCGACUUCUUCGCUGCGAUGCCGGGUCUCAGGGAAGUUAUUGUCAUCCUAAAUGUCGAAGGCUCGUCGGAUGAGGAAGAUGCGGAAGGGGCGAUGGAGGGUGUAGAAGGAGCUAUAUCGGAUCCUGACACUCCUGCUGUGCUCUCUGUGGCCCCGUGUAUCCAAGAUCUAUACGAAAACGCUCGCUUACAGCAUAUGUCGCGAAUGGAUAAUGAGUCCCCGGCGCGUCAAAUGUGGGUAAUGAAUCUGCUGGAUCCAAGAAAUCUCUCGAGCUUGCGACAAUCGAUGAGCUCAAACUGCUUUUCCCGACGUGGGUAAUACACUAAUUAUGUACUUAUAAUGAUGCGGGGAAUUUGUUUUCCUGCUCUUGACAAAGGAGUAGAAACGGGAUGCUUAGAAACCGAAAAGAUGAUGGGAAACCCCGUUGGCAAACUUCAUAAACUACUUAAUUUAAAUGCUACUUAAAUUUGGAUUAUAUCCAGCCGUACUCAUCCGCUACCUACCCCGUUGAAUGCUACUUCAACUUCGCAGCGUAGGGAUAUCAUUAUAGGCAAUAUUUCAUUGAAACGGAUCAAUAGAUAACUUGUUGCCAUUGGCUUCAACUACAUUUUCGGCGGUCUAAGGGCAAUCAACUUGGAAUACUAGAAGUCCGA